This is a messenger RNA of Dipodomys ordii (Ord's kangaroo rat), 1660 nucleotides long. RefSeq names its product carboxypeptidase A4 (gene Cpa4). Gene Ontology annotation, molecular function: zinc ion binding; metallocarboxypeptidase activity. Gene Ontology annotation, biological process: proteolysis. Bases 49 to 1314 code for a protein of 421 amino acids. The record is from RefSeq and is a predicted model, not a curated record. NCBI's taxonomy places the organism in Eukaryota, Metazoa, Chordata, Mammalia, Rodentia, Heteromyidae. The transcript has 11 exons.
AUAAAUACAACCUGACUCAGUCACUGUGACCAAUACUCGUCUUCAGACAUGUGGUGGAUAGUGUUCUUUGGGGCCCUUAUUGGGCCAGGCAUCUGCAGCCGAGAAAAAUUUUUUGGGGACCAAGUGUUUAGGAUUAAUGUCAGAAAUGGAGAGGAGAUCAGCAAACUGAUUCAGCUAGUGAAUUCGGAUGACUUCAAGCUCAAUGUCUGGAAAUCUCCUUCCACUUUUGGUCGGCCUGUGGAUGUCCUGGUUCCGUCUGUCAGUCUGCUGCCAGUCAAAUCCUUCCUGAAGUCCCAGGGCUUGGAGUACUCAGUGACAAUUGAAGACCUGCAGGCCCUUUUAGAUAAUGAAGAUGAAGAAAUGCGACACAAUGAAGGGCAAGAACGGAGUGGUAGUAACUUCAACUAUGGAGCUUAUCACUCUCUCGAUGCUAUUUACCAUGAGAUGGACAGCAUUGCUACAGAUUUUCCAGACCUGGCAAGAAGAGUGAAGAUUGGACAGACAUUUGAAAAGAGACCGAUGUAUGUCCUGAAGUUCAGCACGGGAGGAGACAAGCAGCGGCCAGCCAUUUGGCUGAAUGCAGGCAUCCAUUCCCGAGAGUGGAUCUCACAAGCUACUGCCAUCUGGACAGCGAGGAAGAUUGUAUCUGAUUACCAGAAGGAUCCAGUUAUCACCUCCAUCUUGGAGAAAGUAGAUAUUUUCUUGCUGCCUGUGGCCAAUCCUGAUGGAUAUGUGUAUACACACACCCAAAAUCGCUUUUGGAGGAAGACACGGUCUCUGAACCCUGGAAGCCGCUGCAUCGGUACUGACCCAAACCGAAACUGGAAUGCUAGCUUUGCAGGAACAGGAGCCAGUGACAACCCUUGUUCUGAAGUAUACCACGGCCCCCAUGCCAAUUCUGAAGUGGAGGUGAAAUCAGUGGUAGAUUUCAUUCAGAAGCAUGGGAAUUUCAAAUGCUUCAUCGACCUGCACAGCUACUCUCAGCUGCUGAUGUAUCCCUAUGGGUACUCUAUGAAGAAGGCCCCCGAUGCUGAGGAGCUGGAUGAUGUGGCCAGGCAAGCAGCUGAAGCCCUGGCUUCCCUGUCAGGCACCAAGUACCAAGUGGGCCCAACUUGUACCACCGUCUAUCCAGCUAGUGGGAGCAGCAUUGACUGGGCCUAUGACAACGGGAUCAAGUACUCAUUCACAUUUGAGUUAAGGGACACUGGGCACUAUGGUUUCCUUCUGCCAGCCAAUCAGAUCAUCCCCACUGCAGAGGAGACCUGGCUGGGGCUGAAGACCAUCAUGGAGCAUGUGCGGGACAACCUCUACUAGACCAGGGCCUCCACACAAAGUGAAGGUCAUGAGCUUGAUCGAACUCAAGUAUCUUAACAUAUUUUGAUUCUAGAAGGCCAAAAAGGAUUGUAGUUUGAGAUUAAAGUGAUCAAGUAAAUGAGUUCUUUUCUUCACAGGGGAGUCAGAGCCCUCUGCGUUGUAAAGCGCCCAGGUCAGUCCCCUUCCAGCCCCACUCCUGGUGGGGUGCCCAUGAAGAACAUGUCCACCAACAUUCUCAAUUUGGUCCCGUUGUUCAGCUGAACCUUUCCUUUCAUGUGGCUGGUUGGACAGGCCAUACUCAGGGUCAUCCUUCCCUGGCAGCAUGUUUCUACCUCACCUUUAGAAU